AUGAUACUACGAGGAAGUAGGCAUCAAUGUAAUAGUGGUACUAAUCUAAUCCUCGGGUCCCUUGUGAAAUCAAUACGACGUCAUAUACAUACUUCAAAUGAACCAGAUACAGUUCUUAUACCAACCAUUUUAAAAUCAAUCGAUCAGAAAUCAAAACAUAACCAAUUCACUAUAGAUGGAUUGAAAAAGUCAAAUAAUCAAUCUAUGGAAGAUAUCCUUACUGUAUUACAAGAAUCAGUCGAGGAUACCACUCGAAAUCAUAAUGAAUUUACCAUCAGUCCUAUUUUAAUCAAAUUAUCUCAUUUCAAUUAUGCUAUGAAACAUCAUAAUUCUCAAUAUUUAAGUACUUUUGCAAAUGAUUUCGGUUCAAAGAUCAUCAAUAUAGUGUUGUUUCGAAUAUUUAAUAAAUAUGGAGUUUAUUAUGAUCAUCCUCAAUAUUUACAACUUGAACGAAAUAAUUUCAUUCGAAAUGAAUUGAUUGAAAAAUAUACCGAAUCAAUAACCCAUAAUAAUACGGGCAUGGAUGCAAGAUUGAAUCUAAGUUGGCAACAAAGUAUCGUUAAAUCAUUUGAAUUUGAUAUCAAGACAUGUUUAAAUGGGUUAAUUGAUGAGUUUAAAUCAACCAUUAUACCACAAGUAAUUACAAGUCCACUUAUGGAAACAUUUAAUAGUUUCCCAUUAUGGAAUUUACCUCGUAUGAAGAUCCUUGAUAUUGAUGAAGUUAAUAAACGAGUUUGUUUCCGUGAUGAACAAUAUCCUACUAAAGGGAGUAUAUUAUCAUUAUCAUGGGCUAAGAAUGAAGGUAUGGAAAGAGAUGAAACUAAUCUAUUAUGUUAUUUAGAAAUGGAAGAAAGAGUUUUAUGGAGAUUGAUUGAACUUAAACAAAUGGCGAACAAUUUAAAAGUAUCUGAAGCUGACAAAUUAAUGAAAUUAAUGAAAUUAUAUGAAAUUGAAGGUCAAUAUACCUUUGAAGUAAUGAUGAAACGAAUUUUACUUAAAAUAGUGGACACUAAACUUGAUGAAGAUGGACAAUUGAAACCUGAAUUCCAAGAUCCACUCUUAAUGUUGGAUAAAAGUGAAUCAAGCAUAUCAUUCUUCAAUGCUAAUGAUAUAAUACCGGAUAAUACUAAUAUUAAAAGAGUUAAAAAACCAAAACAACAAUAUUGGCAAUCAAGAGGGAUUGGGAAAAGUAAACCCCAAAAGAGUCAAGUUAUUGAUAAAAUGGAUGAGAUUAAUAUUACAAAAUUUGAUUAUGGUAGUAUUGAUGAUGAAUAUAUUUUAAACAAUUUUAUUGAAAACAUGACCAAUUUAAAUAAAUUUAAAAUCAUUGUUGCUUUCAAAUCAAAAUUAUAUCAUCGAAUUCAAAAUGAAGAGUAUGUUACUGCUUUAAGUUCAUGUACUAAUCGAUAUAGAUCAUUAACUGAUGAAGAAAUAAAAUUAAAACUUAUCCUGUACUUUGAUAGAUUCUGGAGAGUUAUUUCGAUUACGGAUACAUAUCUCAGUUAUUCCUGGAUCAUAGAAAUAUUUAAACAUUUACAACAUAAUCGUCUUCUAAUUAAUGAUGAAAUGGUAUCACUUGCCAUCAAUGAUUAUAAGUCGACCAUUGAAAGACAGAUUAAUCUUGGAGAACGGAAAAUUAAUGGUAGAAGUGGUAGUGGUGGCGAUCAUGAUUUAAGUCAACCUAUCAAUACCCCCAUUCAAGACUUAUUUGAAUCAAUGAAGCAAAUUAAGCAUGAUAAUAAAAAGAUUAUCAAUAAUAAUCAACAGAGUAAAUAUAAUUCGAAAACCAAUCAUACUGAAAAGAAUAGAUGA
This is a messenger RNA of Scheffersomyces coipomensis, 1812 nucleotides long. RefSeq lists its product as uncharacterized. The record is from RefSeq and is a predicted model, not a curated record. Bases 1 to 1812 code for a protein of 603 amino acids. Lineage: Eukaryota; Fungi; Ascomycota; Pichiomycetes; Serinales; Debaryomycetaceae. The transcript has a single exon.